GAAAUGGCAAUCUUGCUCUGCCCAAACCCAACCCCAACCCUCUGAGAAAAUUAAAAAAACUCCCCUGUUUCACAAAAUAAACGAGAUCAAGCAAAGUUGUUUCUCUCGAGGAAAAAAGUAGAUUAAUUACCAAGUAUUAAAAACUUAUUGGAGAGGAGAGAUGGUUGAGACUCGUCGAAUCUCUUAACUCUGCUUUUUUUUCCUUUUUCUCAAUUUUAAGUUCUGGUUUGUUUUCCCUCUGUAAUGGCGUUUUGAUAAGUACCCAGAUUCUGAAACCCUGAAAGUGAACUAUUUUCGAGAGAAAGGUUUUCCUUUUCUUCUGUCCGUGCGAUAGUCGGAAAGAUAUGGCGGUUUCGGAACAGAGCCCGGACGUGUUUCCAUGGCUAAAAUCGUUGCCGGUAGCCCCAGAGUUCCGACCUACUCUAGCAGAGUUCCAAGAUCCGAUCGCUUACAUUUUCAAGAUCGAAGAAGAAGCUUCCCUAUACGGAAUCUGCAAAAUUUUGCCUCCAGUGCCUCCUCCGUCGAAGAAAACCACGAUUUCUAACCUCAACCGCUCUCUGGCGGCGCUAGCGGCGGCGAGGGCUCGUGACGGCGCCGGCGCGUGCGAUUACGACGGUGCCCCUGCAUUCGCCACGCGUCAACAGCAGAUCGGGUUUUGCCCAAGGAAGCAGCGACCCGUACAGAGACCAGUGUGGCAGAGCGGAGAGCAUUACAGUUUCGGUGAGUUCGAGGCCAAAGCUAGGAGCUUUGAGAAGAAUUACCUCAAGAAAUGCGGCAAAAAGAGUCAACUCUCUGCUCUAGAAAUCGAAACCCUUUACUGGAGAGCCACUGUGGACAAACCCUUCUCUGUUGAGUAUGCCAAUGACAUGCCUGGCUCGGCUUUUAUCCCUCUGAGUCUUGCAGCUGCGAGGAGGAGAGAGUAUGGUGGUGAUGGAGGAACAGUUGGUGAGACAGCUUGGAACAUGAGGGCAAUGGCUAGAGCAGAAGGAUCAUUGCUUAGGUUCAUGAAAGAGGAGAUCCCUGGUGUUACAUCACCGAUGAUUUAUAUUGCAAUGAUGUUUAGUUGGUUUGCUUGGCAUGUGGAGGACCAUGACCUCCAUAGCCUCAAUUACUUGCACAUGGGUGCUGCUAAGACUUGGUACGGCGUGCCAAAGGAUGCUGCUGCGGCCUUUGAGGAGGUCGUUAGGGUUCAUGGUUAUGGAGGAGAGCUUAAUCCUCUCGUGACAUUUUAUACUCUUGGUGAGAAGACAACUGUGAUGUCUCCUGAAGUAUUUGUGAAAGCCGGGAUACCGUGUUGCAGGUUAGUGCAAAAUCCUGGAGAGUUUGUCGUCACUUUUCCAAGGGCAUAUCAUUCAGGGUUUAGUCACGGAUUCAAUUGUGGAGAAGCAUCUAACAUUGCAACUCCUGAAUGGUUGCGAAUGGCCAAAGAUGCUGCUAUCAGGCGAGCUGCUAUAAACUACCCUCCAAUGGUUUCUCAUCUCCAGUUGCUCUAUGACUUUGCACUGGCUCUAGGUUCAAGAGUGCCAACAAGCAUCAAAACUAAACCACGGAGUUCUAGACUGAAAGAUAAGAAAAGAAGCGAAGGAGAAAAAUUGACUAAAGAGCUAUUUGUGCAAAAUAUUAUCCACAACAAUGAAUUGCUCCGCUCUCUAGGUAAAGGAUCUCCAGUAGCUCUUCUUCCGCAGAGUUCCUCAAAUAUAUCAGUUUGUUCCGACCUGCGAGUUGGAUCCCAUUUGAGAACUAACCAGGAAACGAAAUCUGAGGACUUAGGUUCUGGUAGUGUUAUGGUCGGUCUCAAUAGCGGUUUUAAGGAUGCUGUUUCUGUGAAAGAAAGGUUCACAUCUUUGUGUGAAAGGAACAGAAAUCACCUGGCAAACAGGGAGAACGAAAAUCAAGGAACUUUGGCAGAUGCUGAAAGGAGGAAAAAAGAUGGAGCUGUUGGGCUUUCGGAUCAGAGGCUUUUCUCUUGUGUUACAUGUGGAAUCUUAUGCUUUGAUUGUGUAGCUAUUGUUCAACCUAAAGAAGAAGCAGCUAGGUAUCUCAUGUCGGCAGAUUGCAGCUUCUUCAAUGAUUGGACAGUUGCUUCGGGGUCUGCAAGUCUUGGUCAGGGUGUAGUAAAGCCUCCUCAUUCACAAAUGACGGGACAGCACGAUGCAGACCACUCAAUGAAGACAGGCGAUCAAAGAACUUUAACAACUUCUUUAACAAAAGCGCAUAAAGAAGAUGGUGCUCUUGGUUUGUUAGCUUCAGCGUAUGGAGAUUCUUCUGACUCCGAGGAAGAAGAUCACAAAGGCUUAGAUGCUAUUUUAUCAGAAGAGAGUAAGUAUGACCAAAAUGGUCCAUAUGAAGCAUCGUCUUUUGGUACAGAUGGUCAAAGACUUUCAUGUGGGAAAGGGAAAGGGGUUGUUGAGGGAUCAAAUGCCACUGAACAUGAUAGGUUAAGCAAUGACGGCAGUACAUCACUUCUGGAAAUAGCUUUACCGUUUGUUCCAAGAUCUGAUGACGAUUCCUCUCGGUUGCACGUGUUUUGUCUUGAGCAUGCUGCAGAGGUGGAACAGCAACUCCUUCCUAUUGGAGGGAUUCAUAUAAUGUUACUAUGCCAUCCAGAGUACCCCAGGAUAGAGGCUGAAGCAAAGAUAGUUGCCGAAGAGCUUGGAGUCAAUCACGAAUGGAGUGAUACUGACUUCAGGAAUGUGACUCGAGAGGAUGAGGAAACGAUUCAGGCAGCUUUAGAUAAUGUUGAAGCUAAGGCUGGGAACAGUGAUUGGGUUGUAAAAUUGGGUAUUAACCUUUCUUACAGCGCAAAUCUUAGUCGCUCUCCUCUCUACAGUAAGCAGAUGCCUUACAACUCAGUCAUAUACAAAGUGUUCGGUCGCAGCUCUCCAGCAACGAGCUCACCCACGAAACCCCAAGUUUCUGGUAAAAGAUCUUCCAGACAGAGGAAAUACGUUGUUGGAAAAUGGUGUGGGAAAGUUUGGAUGUCGCAUCAGGUGCAUCCCUUUUUGCUUCAGCAGGACUUAGAUGGGGAAGAUUAUGAGAGAAGUAGUCAUCUGCGAGUUGCUCUGGAUGAGGAUGUCACUGGAAAGAGAUUGUUUCCUGGUAAUGUUUCGAGAGAUGGAACAAUAAUGUUUGGAAGAAAGUAUUGUAGGAAGAGAAAGAUGAGGGCAAAGGCUGUGCCACGCAAGAAGCUUACCUCUUUUAAGAGGGAAGAUGGAGUUUCAGAUGACACAUCAGAGGAUCAUUUUUAUAAGCAGCAAUGGAGGGCCUCCGGGAAUGAGGAAGAGUCCUACUUUGGGACAGGGGAUUCGGUUUCUGAUGAUUCAUUAAAUCAAAUGUCUGAUCAGCAGCAGCGCAAGGGAAUUCGUCGAGACAAGGGUGUUAAGGAAUUUGAGUCAGAUGAUGAGGUUUCAGACCGUUCACUUGGAGAAGAAUAUGCUGUUAGGGAACGUGCAGUUUCAGAGAGCUCAAUGGAGAAUAGCUUUCAGCCAUAUAAACAGUCAAUGGACAGGAAUGCUUUGGAGGACUCUGUGUAUGGUCACAAUGAUGAUAAUAUCUACAGGCACUCUAAGAGGAUUCCAAGAAGCAAACAGACGAAAGUGUUUAGGAAUCCGGUUUCAUAUGAUUCAGAUGAAAAUGGCGUUUAUCAGCAAGGAAGAAAUGUUCAAGCUAGUCUAAUGGAUGGUGAGUAUGAUUCAGCAGAGGAAUCUCUGGAGGAAGAAGACUUUUACAGUACAGGGAAAAGGCAAACCAGGUCCACCGCUAAACGUAAAGUAAAAACUGAGAUAGUUCAGAGUCCGAGAGACACAAGAGGUCGCGCUUCUCGACAAUCUGGAUCCGGAAAGAUGAAUCAAGAACUGAGUUCAUACAUGGAAGGACCUAGCACACGGCUUAGGGUGAGAAUUCUGAAGCCCUUGAGAGGGGCUUCAGAAACAAAACCGAAGAAAAUUAGUAAGAAAAGAAGUAGUAAUGCUUCCUUCUCCAGAGAUGUAAGUGAAGAAGAAGAAGACGAAGAGAUGGAGGAAGAAGAAUGUGAUGCGUACCAAUGUGACAUGGAAGGUUGCACAAUGAGUUUCAGUUCUGAGAAAGAGUUGUCUUUGCAUAAAAGAAACAUCUGUCCUGUUAAAGGGUGUGGUAAAGACUUCUUCUCACACAAGUAUUUGGUUCAACACCAGCGUGUUCACUCAGACGACCGUCCUCUAAAAUGUCCAUGGAAAGGCUGCAAGAUGACGUUCAAGUGGGCUUGGUCUAGAACCGAGCACAUAAGGGUUCACACAGGUGCUAGGCCUUAUGUUUGCGCUGAACCAGGUUGCGGUCAGACAUUCCGGUUUGUCUCUGACUUCAGUCGACAUAAACGAACCACCGGUCAUUCUGCUAAGAAGGCCAAAAGAAGGUGACUGACUUAGGCUUUAACAUGGAAUCUAUCAUGAAGAGGUUAAUAGUACAUUACAUUCAAAAGUGUCUAGGGGUUUUAACUGCCUAUCUUAAUCAUCUGGUUCUUGUUCAGUCAAAGCUUUUCCAUUUGGGAGGCCAUUUUUGUUCCAGACAGAUGCUGUCUUUUUUGUAUUCUCUUUGUCGUCUUUACUGUUUGGUGUAGAAAAAUGUUGUGCUUUCAUGUUACUUUCUUUCCCUGUAGGCUAAUUGUGCGAUUAGAAAAACUCAAGUGUUAAUCUUGAAUUCUGUAAAUAUGGUGAUGGCUUGAUUGCAAUUUUGUGGGGAAAAUAUCUGAAACGCAUAAAAUCUUUGAAUAUGUAUAAUGUA
Messenger RNA from Thlaspi arvense, 4758 nucleotides. The record is from the annotation of a GenBank genome assembly. NCBI's taxonomy places the organism in Eukaryota, Viridiplantae, Streptophyta, Magnoliopsida, Brassicales, Brassicaceae.